UCGCUUUUCACGUUGCUUUUCAGCGCGUGUUUUUUUGUGCAGAAGAUUUUCGCUAAAUAUAGUGAAUUUAACAAAACGGAAAGAUGUCGAAACGACGUAUUGAAGUGGGUGAAACGUACACCAGCAAGGCAAAGAAUUCAACGCCGUGUGUCAUUCGCAGAGAAUUAGAGGCUUCUACAUCGGCAUCAGCAGCGGCGGCUUCUACGGCCGGCACGGUCGCCCAAAUUUUGGGUGGCUUUGUGCCCAGCAAGCAGCCGCCAACCAUCAAUCCCUUCACAAGAAAGCCUUACUCAGCGCGCUAUCAAAACUUGUACAAAAAGCGCAUCACAUUGCCGGUAUUUGAGUAUCAGGCGGACUUUAUGCGUCUGCUCAGUCAGCAUCAGUGUAUUGUCCUGGUGGGCGAGACGGGCUCUGGCAAAACGACACAGAUACCGCAAUGGUGCGUGGAUUUUGCGGUCUCCAAAGGACGCAAGGGCGUCUCCUGCACACAGCCGCGUCGUGUGGCUGCCAUGUCUGUGGCUCAGCGCGUUUCCGAAGAAAUGGACGUUAAUCUAGGCGAGGAAGUCGGCUACUCCAUCCGUUUUGAGGAUUGCUCUUCGCCCCAAACGCUGCUUAAGUAUAUGACAGAUGGUAUGCUGUUGCGUGAAGCUAUGUCAGAUCCCAUGCUGGAUCAAUAUCAGGUUAUAUUGCUUGAUGAGGCGCACGAACGCACGCUGGCUACCGAUAUACUGAUGGGCGUACUAAAAGAGGUUAUUCGCCAGCGUAAUGAUCUCAAAUUAGUGGUCAUGUCAGCCACUCUUGAUGCAGGCAAAUUCCAGCAGUACUUUGACAAUGCGCCGCUAAUGAACGUGCCCGGUCGCACACAUCCCGUAGAGAUUUUCUAUACCCCUGAGCCCGAGAGAGACUAUUUGGAAGCAGCAAUACGCACAGUCAUUCAGAUUCAUAUGUGCGAGGAAAUUGAAGGCGACAUCCUUAUGUUCCUCACAGGCCAGGAAGAAAUCGAGGAGGCAUGCAAGCGCAUAAAGCGCGAGAUUGACAAUCUGGGCUCCGAAAUUGGCGAGCUCAAGUGCAUACCUUUGUACUCGACGCUGCCACCGAAUCUGCAGCAGCGCAUUUUUGAGGCGGCACCGCCACCAAAUGCGAACGGUGCCAUUGGUCGCAAGGUUGUGGUGUCUACAAACAUUGCCGAAACUUCUCUUACUAUUGAUGGUGUUGUAUUUGUCAUUGAUCCUGGCUUCGCAAAGCAAAAGGUCUAUAACCCACGCAUACGUGUCGAGAGUUUGCUCGUCUCGCCGAUAUCAAAGGCUUCGGCACAACAGCGUGCGGGUCGUGCCGGCCGCACACGUCCAGGCAAAUGUUUCCGCCUCUACACGGAAAAGGCGUUUAAAAACGAAAUGCAGGACAACACAUACCCCGAGAUUUUGCGGUCUAAUUUGGGUACUGUGGUGCUGCAGCUCAAGAAACUUGGCAUUGAUGACCUGGUGCACUUUGACUUUAUGGACCCGCCAGCUCCCGAGACGCUCAUGCGUGCCUUAGAGCUGCUUAACUACUUAGCCGCCCUCGACGAUGAUGGCAAUUUGACAGACUUGGGUGCUGUCAUGUCCGAGUUUCCACUGGACCCACAAUUGGCAAAGAUGCUGAUAGCCAGUUGCCAACACAAUUGUUCCAAUGAGAUACUUUCAAUUACGGCUAUGCUGUCGGUGCCACAAUGUUUCGUGCGACCCAAUGAGGCAAAGAAGGUGGCUGACGAGGCCAAGAUGCGCUUCGCUCAUAUCGACGGGGAUCAUCUAACGUUGCUGAAUGUCUACCACGCCUUCAAGCAGAGCAGCGAAGAUCCGAACUGGUGCUACGAGAAUUUCAUCAACUUCCGCUCUCUGAAGAGCGCCGACAAUGUGCGACAGCAGCUGGCGCGUAUUAUGGACCGCUUUAGCCUGAAGCGCACCAGUACAGAGUUCACCUCUAAGGACUACUAUGUCAACAUACGCAAGGCCCUCGUACAGGGCUUCUUUAUGCAGGUAGCGCAUCUGGAGCGGAUUGGACACUAUCUGACCAUCAAGGAUAACCAGAACGUGCAGCUUCAUCCUUCAACAUGUCUGGACCACAAGCCCGACUGGGUCAUCUACAAUGAGUUUGUGUUGACCACUAAGAACUACAUACGCACUGUGACAGAUGUUAAGCCUGAAUGGUUGCUCAGUCUGGCGCCCCAGUACUAUGAUCUGAACAAUUUUCCACAGUGCGAGGCCAAGCGUCAGCUGGAGCUGCUUCAGCAGCGCAUGGAAACCAAGCAGUAUCAGAAGGGUUUCUGAGCAGAAUAUCGACUUUUUAAUAAACUAGUUUAAACAAUAUGAUGAAAUCUAA
Messenger RNA from Drosophila montana, 2358 nucleotides. It is a transcript of the gene Dhx15, whose product is annotated as DEAH-box helicase 15. The transcript has 8 exons. Gene Ontology annotation, cellular component: intracellular anatomical structure; spliceosomal complex. The coding region runs from base 84 to 2306 and encodes 740 amino acids. NCBI's taxonomy places the organism in Eukaryota, Metazoa, Arthropoda, Insecta, Diptera, Drosophilidae. Gene Ontology annotation, molecular function: RNA binding; RNA helicase activity; ATP binding. The record is from RefSeq and is a predicted model, not a curated record.